UUUUCAAUUAGUUUGUUGAAGCGUUGCAUUGUAUGUGCCCAUUGAAGUACAUUUAAAAACUCGUAUUAAUAUUUUUACGACAAUUUGAGAUAAAACAAUUGUUGCGAGAAUAUAUAUCAAACAGCUAAUAAAUAAAGCAAACCAAAUCAUAAUAUGUUGUGAAGUUACGUACACUCUUUCACGCUUGUAUUUAAUUUUCCUCUUGCGAAUGCCGGCAGUAUUGUUUUUUCUUUUAUUUUCUAUAGUCCUAUGUUUUUUUCAUUUUGAAUUUUAGUUUGUUAAGUUUUUUAAAUUUUACUUUAUGUUACUUUUAUUUGUUUGAAAAACAAAUAAAUUUGUUUGUUUUUAUACAGCGUAUUAAAUUAAUUCUUUGUUAGAGAGUUGCAAUUCUAAAAUCAUGUUUUUUCAGAUCGUUAUUAAUUUUUUUGUUUUGUUCUUUUUAAAUAACAUAUUUAAAGCUUCCUGCAAUGCUGAAGUGCUAAAUGCGAAUUCAAAUUCUGAAAUGAAGCAAAAUAAAAUGAAGAUGACUAGAGAGAAUUUAUUCAAAGCUGCAUUUUUAGAAACAAGACUUCAUCAGAGAGAUGCAAUCAAAAGUGUUCUCAAGUUUCAGAAUUAUGAAAAGCAGUACAAAAUAACUAGUAAAGCUCUGGAGAAAAUAUUUGAGGUUGUUCAAGCUGGUAAAGUUACUGUGGAAAACUCAGACUAUAUACCGGGCUCUGUUUUACCUACAAAUGAAACAGUAGCUGCAGCUCUUGGACAGAUAGUAGAUAACACGGCAAUGUUUGGAGAUUUUCAAUUAAAGCUGCCUGAUAUAACUGACCGGAUAAUGAAAAAUCACCCUGAGUGGCUAGUACUCAUCAAAUGGGCUAUUGGAUUUUCCAAUUCAACUGGAAUUUUCGAUCCGAAAACCACCGAGAUGAUCGAUUUGUUGUGCCAAGAAAUGAAUCUUAUUGAAAGAAGAGAGAAUUUCUUUAACCCAUAUCGUAAAUAUGAGCAACAAGUACCUAAACCAAAUGCUAAUAAUUUUCAACCAAAGCCGAAAAAGGUAAAUAUCAAGAAAGGACCACGAAUGUCUAAACCAAGGCAUACAGAAUUGUAAAUUAAUAUGGAAGGGAAGAAUGUGUUUUUUUUAUAAGUGCCAAUUUUGAAGACAUCAAAAGGACAUGUGGAACUAGCAUUAAUGACACUGAGUAUCACAGGUAUCCCUGAAGUUUAGAUCAGAAAACAUACAAUUUUCAUUAUAUCACAAUCAUAUUUAGAAUGUCCACAAAAAGUGGAACAUGCAUUUCUUUCCUUUACUAUUGCAAUUAGAUAUGUACUUCCAAUUGCAGUUUCAGCAAAUAUGGAACCCAAAUGAAUGAAAUUACAGUAGCUUCUGUAGAGGUUAAUAAUGAAAAGUUGUUAAAAUUAAAUUUUUAGCAAAAAAAAAAAAAAAAAAAAAUUUCAAGAAGUAAAAUGUUUUCUUUCUCAUUUAUAAAUACACAGAUUAAUUUUUUUAUUUAAAAAUUUUGCUGCGAUAUUAAAAGGACCGUUUUCCCAUGCCUCAAACUGGUAUGUGGGCUAUCAUUUGUUUUCUUUUUCUUGGAUAAUAUACAUAUCACAAAAGGUAAUAUUCAUUUGAAUAAUGAUGCAUUUAUUACCUUUCAUUAAAUUUUGAAAAAUGAUCAAAUUAUGCGAACAUUACUUGAAAUACCUAAAAAAAUUGUUUAAAAUAAAAAUCUCCGGCACUUUCGCGAAGUUGCAUUUGUCUACUGAUUCUUACAUCAUUUGUAACAUCAAAAUAUGCUUCUUGAAUUCAUCUGCAAAUAUCUGCUACGUCUUCUCGAAAUGUGUUGAACACAGAAGUACAUAAGCAACUCCAUAAAUAACAGUGAACAGGCGUCAGAUUAAGUGAUAUAGGAGGCGAUUCAACAGAUCCUUCCAAGCCAAUCCAUCUACCAAGGAAUUCAGCAUCCGACCAUCAUUUUACGUCUGCCAUAUGGUGAAGAGGAGCACCAUCUAGAUUCGAUUACAUCUGCAGAGGUAGUGGAAACCAAGGCUAUUUGUCACCAAGAGUAAGUCGGCUAAUAUAGCAGUUAAAAGCCACUAAAUGGCAAUAGAAGCGGGAACAGAAUGAAUAGGAAGUAUGACUUCAUACGCUCAGAAAUUUUUAGUCAGUUUCAUAUAGAGACCAGCAGACGCUAGAGGUUAAAUUGUUAUAUUUUGCUUGAAAAGUAAUUAUUUACCUCCCGAUAUUCUUCUAGAGUGUACAAUAUUUUACAAUGGGAUGUAUUGCAUGUUAUAUUUAUUAUUUUGACAUUCAUAAGCGUAUUCAUGAGAAUACAUCUUGUAAUUAAUUUAAUAUUUCUGAAAAAAUGGAAUAAAAAUAGAAAUGGCAUGACGGAGCGAGCAUGUUGGCACCAAACUGGGCGGGCAAGUUGGCACCAGCGUAUGAAGUUGACCUCGUGUUUUGAGUGAUGUCGACGACUAAUAUUUUUUUCAGAGUCAUGGUUAGAAACAGAAAGAAGACGAUGAAUCUACUCUCUGAACGUCAUUUUUGAAGCAAUAAAAGCGAUAAUUCAUUAAGAAAUGUAGUAUUCAAAGGCUGCUAAAAGUUCCGGAUACCUUGCGCUCCCUAAAACGUUACUGCCCAAACGCUUCAAAAGCCAGGAGUGACUAUCAAUUAUCUGUCAGCACGAAAAUUUUUCAGCUGUCAGGAGGAAACAGAUAUCGCAGAAUAUGUAAAACGAGCGUCAGAUGUUUAUUUUGGUCUCAGACCGAAAGAAGUACUCAAAUUUGUUUAUCAGUUAACUCUUUCAUUAAAAUGGAAAGUGUCUGAUUAAUGAAAGGAAAAUUAAUAAGUAAAAGAGGACUGGUUCAGUUUAAUUUUAAAAAGAAACUCUUCCUUAUCCAUUAGAAAAUCGGAAGCAACGAAUCAUAGUCGGGCUACCUCAUUUAAUGAAAUAAACGUUGCUUCAAUUUUUUCAAAUCAAUUUGCAACAAAUAUAGUUUCUGACUUGCGACAUAUGGAAUAUGGAUCAGGUAUAUUCCAUAGCUAAUGCUCUCCCACUGGCUACCACCGAGAGCAAUAUAACAGCCGACUUUGUAAUUACUGAAAUAAGUCUACUGAAUCCAGACAUAUUUCCCGAUUCAGAAUUUCUUCCAAGUUUCGUAAUGGACCAUCUCUAAGCGACAUCUAAUAUAACAGUGAUUCUUCGAGUUUGGAUUGCAUUUGCUCUAAUCUGAUGCCUAUUGAUUCCAACGAAACUUCCGCAGCAGAAUAUGAAAGAAAUGCCAUUCAACUGCUGCAGGUGUGUUAUCUCCAGGUCCUGAAGUUUUGAUAUCAACACUGUUUCACCAUUGGUAGAACUAUGGCCAUUAUCAAAGGCUGGCACAAGACAAGAAAUAAGAAAAGGACGAAGGAAAAGGCAGACUGUUAUUUUGACACAUACCUCCUGAAAGAUGCAUUUCAGGCAAUAAACAAGCCAUUGCGAUAAAAUGAUUAAAAGCAAUGCAAAAACCAAGACAAAAGUCGAACGAGUGACGUCUGUCUGUCCAAAUUACAUUUCUAUGGAAAGAAUAAACUAAUAAUAUUUGAACUAAAUGUUAGUACACUAGCAUGAAUGUAACUUCAAAAAUAAAGUAGCCAAAUUGUCAAUGUCUGUAUCACCUGUAUUCUCAUCCUCCCCAGGGAAGUAAGAAUCUUGCAAUUUACACUGGCUAAAUUAUUCUGUAAAUACAUUUUUUUAAGAUGCUGGAAUCUAUGAAAACGGUGUUGGUAUUCUUCUACAAUUAAGUCAGCAUUGCGAUUACAUAUAAUAUAAAUCAUCAACAUUUGAAAACGUUCUCUUUACUGAAACAUAUUCUUCUUUUGCAAAACUUAGCAUCACACAUACAAUUGCAAAUAAAGAAUUUUUCUUUUCUGUAUUCCAUCUCUUUUCCGAGAUAUUUUAAAUGUUCAUUUUAUGAAGUUUCGUAUAUAACGAGUCUUUAUAUUGGAAUCUGAAUAUAAUGUUUUCGUCUAAAUUUGUGAUCAGCCUCUCUAAAUUUUAAAAUAAGCAUAUAUCUAUACAUUUUGUAUAUAGAAGCGGGAAUCUGUGUCUGUAUAGAUGAAUGUUAGAGUAAUAUUUUAUUGACACUUAAGAAAUGUGUGGGCUGUAUAAAAAUUUAAUUUUCGUGACUUUUUAUUAUAAACCUCUAUAGAAACUAAAGUGUUUUCAUGGAGUUUUCUAUCUUGUUUAAAGAAAUUUUGUAAUUGCAAUAGUUAAGGAACUAAAUGAUUGUUCCACAUAUUUGAGCAUCUUGUAUUUGCGUCUGUGUCUGUGUUGCAUCUGUGUUUCAUUGAGAUCAAACAUCUACAAUCAUGACUGGUCCUCUUUUAUUCAUUCAAUGAUUAUAAAAGAAUUAUGUGAGUACAGCCAUUUUUACAAAUGAGAUACUUUGAAAUUAUAUGUUUGAUUUAUGUAAUGAACUAAAUUUUUCUUAGAACUGAAUUUUCUACUUUGUGUAUUGUCCUUCUCACCUACCAUCGGUUAGGGGUCGGUUAUCCUCCUACCGAUGACGGGACGGGCUUCCUACGGGAGAAAGGUGCACCGUGGCCUGUGAAUGGCCCUUAGGACUGAACCUUAGUUCCCGUUAAAGCUGUGGUGGCGUCUAGUCAUUCAGAUUUUUUUCGGGCGGGUUGAAGUAGCUAUUUGUUGUUACCUAGCAUAACCCCACCACCAGAACACCUUAGAUUUAGAAGUGAGAAGAUUGGUUGUAUGGUAAUUGCUUCUUGCUUUCCUGAAAGGUAAAGUAAUUGCGCGAGAUCGAGUUACCUUCACACCGAUAACAAAAUACACCUCCCUCAGGAGGAAUUGUACCAUGGCUUGUAAUGACCCAUAGAAUUCAAUCAUAAUUCUCACCAGAAUGCUGUUGUGACAAUUGUCAUUCAGACUACUCUGGAUGCUACAGCAGAGAGAGGUAACUUUUUUGCAGUUGUCAACUAUAAAAAAAAUGUACUUAAAUGUCCUUUCUUGUAGUAUCCAUGAUAAAAUAUUUGAAGUAGGAAAGAGGCUAAGUAUCUGCUGACUUUUGCUGAUUAAUAAUUAACCUUUUUCCCCGAAUUCCUUUAAUCAGAAUUAUUUAAUCUAGUGAAUGAUUUAAAAUAAAUUGGCACUUUGGAGGGAAAUAAGAACAGAACAGCCAACAGAUUUACUAAUGAGACAUCAGGAAGAAAAGAAAAGGAAAAAAAAAAAAAUUGUAUAUCUUGUAUUAUCCUUUCUUCCACCAAAGUAGCUGAUUAUGCUAAAUGAUAUCUGGAAAUGAGAUAUUUAUACUUGUGAUAAAUAUUUCUUAUCUGUGUCAUUUCUGGUUGUGCAUUUUUGCUGAAAAAAGAUUUGCUAUGAAAUACUGAAUAGCGUCUUUGUAGCCCUAUUUCACAGUAAGAAGUUAUUUCUCAUCUGGAAAUAAACUUAAUGAUCUUAUUCAGUUACAGCAUUAAUAAUGAGCAGAUAAUUUUAUUCUUCAUUCGUUUCUCAUGGUUGGUAGAGGUCUAUUAUUAAACCUCUUUUGCUACAGCCAUAGUAAUGUCCAGAGGUGACGAAUCCUUGAUUUCAAGAACUUUGUCAACCCACUGUUCAUCUGCAGAGGAUCUAUUUGAGAAAUUUUUAAGCUGAUAUUAUGUGUAGAAUAUUGGAAUUUUUCCUGUAAGAUGAUGUUUGAUUAAAAUAAAUUACUGGAAACUCAUAA
Messenger RNA from Argiope bruennichi, 5709 nucleotides. RefSeq names its product coiled-coil domain-containing protein 134-like. The transcript has 6 exons. Lineage: Eukaryota; Metazoa; Arthropoda; Arachnida; Araneae; Araneidae. The record is from RefSeq and is a predicted model, not a curated record. Bases 398 to 1099 code for a protein of 233 amino acids.